Molecule: messenger RNA, 943 nt
Organism: Indicator indicator
Lineage: Eukaryota; Metazoa; Chordata; Aves; Piciformes; Indicatoridae
Gene: SPRY3
Product: sprouty RTK signaling antagonist 3
Exons: 1
Coding region: 1-912 (303 amino acids)
Biological process (GO): negative regulation of fibroblast growth factor receptor signaling pathway; animal organ development; negative regulation of Ras protein signal transduction
Cellular component (GO): membrane; cytosol
Source: RefSeq, a predicted model, not a curated record
AUGCAGCUCUCUUCCAGCGCGGCUGAGCUCAGCUGUGACGAGACGAUGGAGCCACCCUCGGAGGACUUCCAGCAGGUCCUGUCCAUCGACCAAAUCCGCUCCAUCCGUGCCAGCAACAACUAUGUGGAGCGACCGGCCGGCUGCUGCCAGCAAACCCGCUCCAACCCUUCCCUGGCCCAGCCGCCUCCCAAACACGAGUGGUCCCAGGACCGCCUGGCGUCUUCCACCUUCCAGGACCUGCACCUCAGUCACCAGAUGCCACCUUUGCAACAACACAUGAGCCAUUCCAGCACGGCCAGCUCGGUCUCCCAAAGCACCACGACCUCCGACCAACGGCUCCUCAGCAGCCUCACCCCUUCCCACUCCGGCCAUUCCCUCAUCCGGACGCAGCCGCGGGCGGGGGAGCCGAAAGCCGAGGAGUCGCCGCUGAAAGGGGUCCCGGAGAAGCCCUCCCUGCAGGGCGGCCACCACCUCCUCCUCUGCGAGGAGUGCGGGCGCUGCAAGUGUGGCCGCUGCACGGCCGCCCGCAGCCUGCCCUCCUGCUGGCUCUGCAACCAGCGCUGCCUCUGCUCCCCCGAGAGCCUGCUCGACUACGGGACGUGCCUGUGCUGCGUCAAGGGGCUCUUCUACCACUGCUCCACCGACGACGAGGACACCUGCGCCGACGACCCCUGCUCCUGCGGGCCGGGCUCCUGCUGCGCCCGCUGGGCUGCCAUGAGCUUCCUCUCCCUCUUCAUGCCCUGCCUCUGCUGCUACUUUCCUACCUUGGGCUGCCUCAAACUGUGCCAGCGGGGUUAUGACGGUCUCAAGCGACCCGGCUGCCGCUGCCAGAGCCACACCAACACGGUCUGCAGGAAGAUCUCCUCCUCCGGCAGCACGCCUUUCCCCAAGACGCUGGACAAGCCGGUAUGACCCUGCCAGGGAGGAGAAGAAGGCUUUCCUC